AUGCAGGAGCACCUUUCAGAAACAAACAAGUUUUUGACAGCACAGCCAGGCCUGAAUUUUUCAUACUGUUCUGAAAAUGCUACCAUCUGCAAUGGCACAUCCUGUCUACUCCCUACUAAUGAUGAGUUCAACAGAAUUCUGAACUUUAUUUUGAGUACCGUACUCACAGUCAUGUUGGCAUUGGUGAUGUUUUCCAUGGGCUGCAAUGUGGAGCUAAAAAAAUUCUUAGGACACAUCAGAAGGCCAUGGGGCAUAAUGGUGGGUUUUCUCUGCCAGUUUGGAAUUAUGCCUCUCACUGGCUUCGUGCUGUCGUAUGCCUUCAAUGUGCUUCCAAUCCAAGCUGUUGUUAUUAUCAUCAUGGGAUGCUGUCCUGGUGGAACUGCUUCUAAUAUUUUAGCUUACUGGGUAGAUGGCGACAUGGAUCUAAGCAUCAGUAUGACAACAUGCUCAACCUUGCUGGCCUUGGGAAUGAUGCCACUUUGUCUCCUUGUUUAUACCAAAAUUUGGACAGACUACAACUCCAUCUUGAUCCCCUAUGAUAGUAUUGGUAUUUCACUGGUAGCCCUUGUUGUUCCUGUUUCUGUUGGGAUAUUUUUUAAGCAUCGGUGGCCCACCAAAGCUAAAAUCAUAUUAAAGGUUGGCUCCAUAAGUGGUGCAGUUCUCAUAGUGAUCAUAGCUGUGGUUGGAGGGAUAUUGUACAAAGGGUCCUGGACAAUCACACCUCAGCUUUGGAUUGUUGGAACCAUAUUUCCAGCAGCUGGUUAUUCGCUAGGCUUUUUUCUAGCCCGUGUAGCUGGACAGCCUUGGCACAGGUGUCGUACAGUGGCUCUCGAAACAGGGAUGCAGAACACUCAGCUUUGUACAACCAUAGUGCAACUCUCUUUCUCCCCUGAGCAGCUGGCACUGAUGUUCACUUUCCCACUCAUCUAUAGUAUUUUCCAGCUUGGCUUUGCAGCAAUGAUUUUGGGAGUUUACCAGGUAUACAAAAAGUAUUUUGCUGAUCGAAAGACAGACUUAACAGAAAAAGAAAAUGUAUCUGAAUCCACCCCAGCACCAACAUACUCAACUAUGAAUGGAGGAUUUACACCGGAAGAAGAAGCAGUAGAAUCCCCUGGGUCAGUGAAAGGAAAAGUAUAA
This is a messenger RNA of Sceloporus undulatus (fence lizard), 1137 nucleotides long. It is a transcript of the gene SLC10A2, whose product is annotated as solute carrier family 10 member 2. The transcript has 6 exons. Lineage: Eukaryota; Metazoa; Chordata; Lepidosauria; Squamata; Phrynosomatidae. The record is from RefSeq and is a predicted model, not a curated record. The coding region runs from base 1 to 1137 and encodes 378 amino acids. Gene Ontology annotation, cellular component: apical plasma membrane. Gene Ontology annotation, molecular function: bile acid:sodium symporter activity. Gene Ontology annotation, biological process: bile acid and bile salt transport.